Molecule: messenger RNA, 807 nt
Organism: Chenopodium quinoa (quinoa)
Lineage: Eukaryota; Viridiplantae; Streptophyta; Magnoliopsida; Caryophyllales; Amaranthaceae
Exons: 2
Coding region: 1-807 (268 amino acids)
Source: RefSeq, a predicted model, not a curated record
AUGGAGAAGAAGAAGCUUAAAGACGAGAAUACAACCUCAACUCCUAGUGAGGGUAGGAAUCUAGAUGGGCUGGUUCCAUUUCCCGGUCGACUUGCGGAGAAGAAGUUGAAUGACAAGUUUGCAAAGUUCCUUAGUGUGAUAAAGAAUUUCCACAUCAACCUCCCUUUCAUCGAAAUUGUCACACAAAUGCCUUCAUACUCCAAGUUCCUCAAGGAUAUUCUCACCAACAAAAGGAAGCUCAUCACUCUUCUCCAUCAAAAAGAUGUUGAUACUCCUUUGAUUUUUGGUCGUGAAGCUCUUAAGAGUUUGGGGGUGGUGAUCAAUUGCAAGAACAACACCAUUACAUGUGAGGUUGCCGAUGAAAAGAUUGUUUUUGAGUUCUCUAAGUUACUCAAGACCCCCAUGGUUGAAAAAUGCUAUAGGGUUGAUGUGCUGAAUGAGGAGUUAGAUCGCUUGGGAAGUGUUAUGAUGAAGCCUCAAGAUCCAAUGGUUGAAGCUCUUACAUACAAGGAAGAGUAUCAAUCUCAAGAAGCAAAAGAGUUUGUCAUGGCCAUGGAAGAAACUCAAAUGGAAGAAGACCAUGAACAACAAGAAGAUAAAGAAGAGCUUGAACUAAAGGAGGAGAAAAUGGAGGAGAGUUCCAAGCCUCCUCCCAAGGUAGAACUCAAACCCCUUCCCCCCAAUUUGAAAUAUGCUUGUCUUGGAAAUGAAGGGGAAUACCCUAUUAUUAUCAAUGCUACCCUUGAUGGUCUUGAUUUGGGAAAAUUGCUUGUCUUUUUGAGAAAAUAUAGAAAUGUGAUAAGGUAA